AAGAACUAAGGGCUAGGUCGAAGUUGCAGAGAGAAGCCAUUUCGUUUCGUACACUGAUAUUCGUAGUCGUAAGGUAGCGGAUUAGUAAUCGAGUAUGGACAAGAGCAUGCUAGGAGAUCUGGACAAUCUUCCAGAGGAAGAUAAGAUCAGAAUGUCCUCCAUGAUCGACCAGCUCCAGAUUCGUGACAGCUUGAGGAUGUAUAAUUCACUCGUGGAGAGAUGCUUCAAUGAUUGCGUAGAUAAUUUUAAGCACAAGUCAUUGCAAAAGCAAGAGGAAACCUGUGUGCAGCGGUGUGCUGAGAAGUUUCUAAAGCAUUCAAUGCGCGUUGGCAUGAGGUUUGCGGAGCUCAACCAAGGAGCAGCUACCCAAGAUUGAAGUCUUUUAAUGGCCAAGGAUGGAAAACCCACGAUGCAGAGAUGGGCAGCAGUACUGCCUUCCUAUUUGUUAUACUUCUGCUUACUCUUCUUAUUUAAUUGGAAACCGAACAUCCUAGAUGCAUCAUACAUGGGACCCAUGAUUGGUGUCUAGAACAGUAACUGUUACUAAUAAUUUGAGGCAAGAGAAUCCGUGUUGUAGACAUAUAUAAUGAGCAUUUGUUUUGUUU
This is a messenger RNA of Juglans regia (Persian walnut), 605 nucleotides long. RefSeq names its product mitochondrial import inner membrane translocase subunit Tim9. Bases 95 to 376 code for a protein of 93 amino acids. The transcript has 2 exons. NCBI's taxonomy places the organism in Eukaryota, Viridiplantae, Streptophyta, Magnoliopsida, Fagales, Juglandaceae. The record is from RefSeq and is a predicted model, not a curated record.